AUGCCGCCGCCCUUCACUCGUGGAAAAUGCAAUGAAGCUCGACACCUGCUGCGCGCCAUCCUGCGCGAAUCCUCCUAUCUCCCUGAUGAACAGGCCCGCAUAUACAUAACCACCCACGCCGUCUCCCGCUUCAGAGACUACUCCCGUGGACACAAAUCGGACGACCUUGUUACACAAAGACGCCUAUUACAGCUCGACAAUGCGCGCAAAGCCCUGUCAGAACUUCGCAGAGCAAACCAAGGAGAGCUGAAGCCCUUGCUCAAGGUCCUUCAUCUGACCUAUGCUCGCACUGGCAAAAGACGCCACGACCUCCUUCGCGACUUUCAGUACAAGCCACCGGCCGGUGCGCCCGCCGAACCACUCCCGCUGCCGCAGUUGACUCCUCAGCAUGUCGCGCUGCUCGAGUCCCAGACAUCCGCUUCUCCUCCCACCACUGUCCGUCCUCUGCUCCGAUCAUGGGCCCUGAAGAUACCCGAAACCAACAGCUGGGAAAGGCCCAUGCCCAAGAAGCGUAUCGCAAACAUCACCCAGCAAUGGUAUGCCACCGUCCUCGAGCGAACUAUUGUGCCUCUACCUGUCGCUGAGUGGGAACGCCUGCGUGAUCUUGCUCUAGGCAAAACAAGGUUCAAGGGUCCUACACCGCGCCGUGUCGCCGCUGCUUCACGAGCUAGCCUUCCUUCACCACUGGAAGUAGCCUUGGGUCUUGUCCGGCUAAAUUCGCCUGACGUCGUCCUCGGAAACGCUGCGAACACACUUCAUGCUCGUAAACUCACUGCUCGCUCCAUGAUGAGAUGUUGGGCUACCGUGUUCGCACAGUGUCCAGUCAUGGCAUGGCAUGAGAAGUCUCAGAAGUGGUCAAUACAGUGGGGCUGCCAUGUUCUGGACAAGGCGGACAUUUCUAGAGCUACCGAAACUCCUCUGGACAAGAGCUGA
Messenger RNA from Aureobasidium subglaciale EXF-2481, 933 nucleotides. RefSeq lists its product as uncharacterized. The transcript has a single exon. Bases 1 to 933 code for a protein of 310 amino acids. The record is from RefSeq and is a predicted model, not a curated record. NCBI's taxonomy places the organism in Eukaryota, Fungi, Ascomycota, Dothideomycetes, Dothideales, Saccotheciaceae.